This is a messenger RNA of Gloeophyllum trabeum ATCC 11539, 835 nucleotides long. RefSeq lists its product as uncharacterized. The record is from RefSeq and is a predicted model, not a curated record. The annotation marks the transcript as partial. Lineage: Eukaryota; Fungi; Basidiomycota; Agaricomycetes; Gloeophyllales; Gloeophyllaceae. The transcript has 2 exons.
CACACUCGUCGACGGCGACGCUGUGGCAAUCUGUCGACGAUGGUAUUCAGAAUGGAGAGCGGUGAAGGUCCGUUUGCACAACCCUCUUCCUCUGACACACCUGCACCGUCGAACCCUUGGACGUAUCGGCUACUCUACAGAGGCGGCCUCUCUUUGCCCGACUCUCACCUUACUCUUGACGGGCUGGCUUUCCUGCUUCGAAGACCUGCCUCACUGGAGAAGAUGGAACUCGACAACCCGUUAGCACUUGCGCUUGAGACCCUUCGAGGACGGCCGACUCUACGAUUUUUGGGUACAGCGAAAGUGAAGGACCUGUGGCUGGAUGAAGGCCCGAGUGGCGACGUAUUGAUGUACAUCCAUCCAGACUCGUUCCUCACGACCGUGUACUUUGAGAAUAUCCUUUGCCUGCAGCCCGAGCUUUCGGACGACGGCCGGACGGAGGACGGGGUGCGCAUUGGCCUAGGAGACGACCACUCCGAGAUUCUGGUCUACGGUCAGAGACAGCAGAUGCCCACAAGUAGCCCAUCUUCCCUCCUCACCCUCUGUGUAUCUCGCAUUUUACCUGGUCCAAGACCGCCCAGACCGGACGACCCCACUCCGCGAAAGCCACCAAAAUGCCUGCUGCUAUCUGAGGCUGAUGGUGGACAGAACAAACGCCGGAAGGAGAGAGGUGAGGACGAGGCUGUCCGGAGGGCGAGGGAGAUCAUGCUACGCGGACCAAAGGCAGGGCCUUCGAAGCUCCCUCCGUCGAAACCUGGACCAAAUAAUGCGAAGAGCAGUGACGCGACGUUCAAAGUGCCCAAUGUUCCUGCAGGUAGCCGGGCAGCUGCUGAUC